Messenger RNA from Alternaria incomplexa, 1395 nucleotides. RefSeq lists its product as uncharacterized. Lineage: Eukaryota; Fungi; Ascomycota; Dothideomycetes; Pleosporales; Pleosporaceae. The coding region runs from base 1 to 1395 and encodes 464 amino acids. The record is from RefSeq and is a predicted model, not a curated record. The transcript is spliced from 2 exons.
AUGCAUUGUCGCAGUAUCGACGUCGGACUGCAUUCUCAAUUCGAUAUCGAAAAACUGCCUGAGUAUCGCCCAGAUCCGCGUGGUAGCACCAGCUUCACGCCGCAAUUGGAUGAGAAGACGUCGACUUGCAGCGUCUACGUCCCAGCUUUACCAGGCAGCACCUUCUGGAUCGAAUAUGCUGUGUCGCCGCCAGUCCCCGAAGGGCACUAUUUCCUGUUCAAGCUGUACAUCAACGGCGCGCACGUCGUGAGCUGGUCGACGGGCAAGGAUGAGGAAUGGCAGGGCAAGACUAUGUUCGGUCUAUUCGAGAGCCCCGGGGAUGACAGCGAUAAGAAAAAGUUCGAGAAGCGGGUGCUUUGCUUUACAACAAAAGACGACGUAGAUGCAUUCGACGAGACCGCGCGCGUCGAGAUAAGAGUACAUCGUGCACAUGGACGGAAACGAGUCGAACGACAGGCAGAAGAGUACAAGGAAACGGAGCACGCAAAGACUGAGACUGGGAUAGGCCUUGUAAACGCUGGGCCUGCGGGACCACAGCAUCCGAAGCGCUUUUACAAAUUCGCCCUCAUCGACCCUAUCGAUCAGCCUUUUGCGACAUUCCGAUAUUACUGCCGCAGCUGGGAUCAACUGCGCGAUUUGGGGCUGCUUGAUCACAAUCGUGGUGUUGCUGGCGAAGAGAACGACCUCCCUGUGAUAGAGCCGAACGAAGGCGGUGGUACCGAUGAAACCAUCGAGGGCAUAAGGGCCUGUAGCGCCAUGAGCAGGGAUUCGGAAGAUGUCUUUCAGGACUGCAAAGACAACUUUGAUGGACGAGCCGCGAGUGCUACAGGCAUACGAGGACAGACUAGGAGUUCGUCAAGCCCUACUCGAUCCACAUCAGCGGGGAGGCGGAACCCCUUUACCCACAGAGCGUCACUACGUCUGGUGAGCGAUACAGAGCAGCCACGCGCCUACAUCCCACGCGGUGCACCAGGCCCGAAGGCAGAUCUGGCAGUUGAUCAUGUAGGGGAGAAUGCACAACAGCGCCAUGGCAUUGUCCGCACACCGACCCCGUUCUACCGGCUCUCCAUACCACCGUCUAUCAGACUUGGGCCGCCAGAACCAGCUUCACGGCCUCUUACUACGCUUCCCAUCAAGAACGACUUCGAGACAUCCACGUCAUACCACCCGCAUCCUGCGUAUCCACUCGACGACUGGACUGUGCGCACUCCCAGCCCCGUCAAAUCGGUUCGGGACGGCAUAUCCACUCCGCCGCCGUUCAAGCGCAGAGAGCAAGGUCGGUCGGCUUCUGCAUUGAUGAGCGUGAUUGCAUCUGCUUGGAAACGUCGAGGAUCACAGACGCCAGAUGAAUCGCUGCGAACAGUCGCCACGGAAGAUGCGCAGAGGUUGCUGUGA